CCGCCUGGGCUGCCUGGGGGGGCGACUGCGCGUCACCCAGACUGAGGAGCGCCGGGGAUUUAAAUGCCACUGAAACGGUGAUCCAUCACCGCGCGAGCCAGCAAACUUUCGCAGGAGGCUCCGCCAUUGGUUUAUUUAGUCACGUGCCCCUCCCCAAGCGCCCUCCGCCCUCCCGCCCCCCCUCUGGCGCACUGUACAUUCAUAUCAUUUUUCUUCUCCGGCCCCAUGGAGGAAGUGAGAAAGUUGGCACGGUCAACCAGGGCUUCACAGGACCCGGUCACUCAGUGACAGAUGGACAAUGCAAGAAUGAGCUCCUUCCUGGAAUACCCCAUCCUCAGCGGUGGCGACUCGGGGACCUGCUCAGCGCGAGCCUACCCCUCCGACCAUGGAAUUACAACUUUCCAGUCGUGUGCAGUCAGUGCCAACAGCUGUGGCGGCGACGACCGCUUCCUAGUGGGCAGGGGGGUGCAGAUCAGCCCGCCCCACCACCACCAUCACCACCACCAUCACCACCCCCAGCCGGCCACCUACCAGACUCCCGGGAACCUGGGGGUGUCGUACUCCCACUCGAGUUGUGGUCCAAGCUACGGCGCGCAGAACUUCGGCGCGCCUUACAGCCCCUACCCGUUAAAUCAGGAAGCAGAAGUAAGUGGUGGGUACCCCUCGUGCGCUCCCGCUGUUUACUCUGGAAAUCUCUCAUCUCCCAUGGUCCAGCAUCACCACCACCACCAGGGUUAUGCCGGGGGCGCGGUGGGCUCGCCUCAGUAUAUUCACCACUCAUAUGGACAAGAGCAUCAGAGCUUGGCCCUGGCCACGUAUAAUAACUCCUUGUCCCCUCUCCACGCCAGCCACCAAGAAGCCUGUCGCUCCCCUGCAUCAGAGACGUCUUCUCCAGCGCAGACCUUUGACUGGAUGAAAGUCAAAAGAAACCCUCCCAAAACAGGGAAAGUUGGAGAGUACGGCUACGUCGGUCAACCCAACGCGGUGCGCACCAACUUCACCACGAAGCAGCUCACGGAGCUGGAGAAGGAGUUCCACUUCAACAAGUACCUGACGCGCGCCCGCAGGGUGGAGAUUGCCGCGUCCCUACAGCUUAAUGAGACCCAAGUGAAGAUCUGGUUCCAGAACCGCCGAAUGAAGCAGAAGAAACGAGAGAAGGAGGGCCUCUUGCCCAUCUCUCCGGCCACCCCGCCGGGAAGCGAGGAGAAGGCCGAGGAAUCCUCAGAGAAGUCCAGCUCCUCGCCCUGCGUUCCUUCCCCAGCGUCUUCUACCUCAGACACUCUGACUACCUCCCACUGAGGCCGCCCCCAGCCCCAGACUCCACAGCCCAGGCUACUCCUCCGGCUGCGACUUCUUACCCAAAGCACAUUCUUAGCUUAUCUUCCUUUCCAUUUACAGCCUCUCUCUUCCUUUCUGAUCCUAUCUGGGGAGCUCCUGGCUAGAAUAAUGUGUUUCCAGAGAAUUCUAGACUAAAGGUUCAAUUGGUGGUGGUGGUGAUGGUGGGGCGUUAACUCCUUAAUGCAGAUUGGGUGCCAGCAUCAAUUUUCUGGUGGUCCUUAAUACCCCUCCCUACUUUUGGGAGAUUUCCACAGAACUUACUGUUCCUUUCAGAUGCCCUUUGGAAAAUAGUCUUCUUUGCCAGCAGAAACAUGUCAGAGGAAGGCCUCUCAUCUUUUAUCUAUCUGUAUAUUUACAGUUCUCCCCUACUUUGCCCUUAAAGUAGGAUGGAGAGAGAGGAGAGAUUCCAGGAGCUCACGAAGAAGAGAUGCACUAUGAUCAUGUUUACACAAUUAAUUCAUCUCUUAAUUUAAUUGUUUCAUGUGUGUGAGUUUGCUGGUUGUAAAUACUUUGUCCUGAGAGAUUUAUCUUUAUACAGAUUUUCUAGAAACGUUUAGAUUAAGCAACUAAAACAGGGUGGGGCAAACUCUCAAAGCUGGUACAAUUUUAGAUGUGAUUAUAGGUUAAACAAUUAAAGCCCUCAUUUAAACUCAAUCAGAUGCCUCCGAGGAUAGUCUCAAUUUCUUCUUUCAGUGAGUUCAGAAGGCCUGCAGAACACAAGGUUCAGAAACCUUGCUUCCUGUGCUGUCUCUCUUCAUCCCCACCCUUUCUGGUUUCUCUGGCCACACUCUAUUUAAAAUUUGUGCUGGAUUAUUGGGAACCUAAAAGUAUUCUUCAAAUCAGCUUCUUCCUUCCACAGUUAUCUUAGCUGGAUAUGAUUUAUUUUCAGCUCAGUUGUUAAUGUGAUGGAUGGCACAAUGAAUGUAUAUUUUGUGUGAUUCGUGAAUAGUCUUUUGCAUGUCGCACAAUGUUUUGAUGUCCCUAAAGUACCACACUGAGUUCUAUCAGUUAUUCUUUGUGAGUCUAUGAUAUUCCCCAUUUCCUGUACAAUCAUGAACAGCUCUGAGAUCCUGGAGUGAUGUGAUCCAGAGCAGAGUUUACGGGUCUUAAGAUGUCUGUAAUAAAUAUAUUCAAGUUUCA
Molecule: messenger RNA, 2478 nt
Organism: Diceros bicornis minor
Lineage: Eukaryota; Metazoa; Chordata; Mammalia; Perissodactyla; Rhinocerotidae
Gene: HOXA1
Product: homeobox A1
Exons: 2
Coding region: 292-1299 (335 amino acids)
Biological process (GO): regulation of transcription by RNA polymerase II
Cellular component (GO): nucleus
Molecular function (GO): DNA-binding transcription factor activity, RNA polymerase II-specific; RNA polymerase II cis-regulatory region sequence-specific DNA binding
Source: RefSeq, a predicted model, not a curated record